Messenger RNA from Cryphonectria parasitica EP155, 668 nucleotides. RefSeq lists its product as uncharacterized. The transcript is spliced from 2 exons. The record is from RefSeq and is a predicted model, not a curated record. The coding region runs from base 267 to 521 and encodes 84 amino acids. NCBI's taxonomy places the organism in Eukaryota, Fungi, Ascomycota, Sordariomycetes, Diaporthales, Cryphonectriaceae.
UUGCGUGUGGUCUUAUUCAUCACAUUGAAUACUGCAUUAUUCACUUUUGCUCCUCAUCCACAAACUCUUUACUUGGGGUCGACCAAAAGACACAAAGAUGCCCGAAGUCGCCCCACCUCAACAACAACAGCCCAUGGAGGCCCCAGCGUCCGGGCCCAUCGUCAACAGACAGCCCACUGGCGAGGCACCCAUGACGAUGAGUAUCCGCGGCGGCGACGGCGAGGACUGUGACUGCUGCUGCCUCUGCUGUAACUUUGGCUGUGGAGAUGACGACAGGCCGCCUGAGGGAGGUGGUUUCGGCGGGCCAGGAGGGCCAGGAGGGCCAGGAGGGCCGGAGGGUCCAGGUGGAUGGGGCGGUGGUGGCCCCGGAGGUCCUGGAGGGCCGGAAGGACCCGGUGGUUGGGGCGGUGGUGGCCCUGGUGGCCCAGGAGGACCUGGGGGUCCUGGAGGACCGGGUGGUCCGCCGCCGGGAUAUUAAUCGGCUUUUGUGGUGGUAUGGGAGGUCGAAACAGAUUUCUUGAUACCUUUAAGGGGGAGUGAAGGAAGCGAGGAUGAGGACAAGAGGCGAGACAUGAGCUCUGACAGAAAGGACUCGCAAGCUAAGGAAAGGCUUGGCUGGGCUCUGAACCAGCCUAAGCUAGACGAGACGCCCAUAGUAUCUAGGGCGU